AUUUAUGAUUGUGACUUCGAAUAUAGUGAAUGACUUGAACACAGCAUUUUAACUUAUCAAUAUGGGUACAAAUGAGAAAAUCAGAUAAGGGGAGCUAUUGUUACAACAAAUAAGAGGUGAUAUAUAAUAUCCUAAAGUGUUAUUUGAUUAUUUUUAAGCUUAUGAAAUUAGUCUAGGUCUUCGAGCUGCAAUUGAAUUAAAAUUGUGGUUUAAAGAAUAUCGUAAUUUUGAUGACUACUAAGCAUAAUAUGUUCAAAAUGUAGUCUAAACAAUCAAGUAACACAUAAUAAGAGCUUACAUAAUGUCUGAAGCACCUUUGAUUCAUUAAUUAAAAGAUGCAAUUGUUUAUGUUGCAUAAAGAGACUUUCCAACUUAAUGGCCUUCUCUAAUGGCAGAUUUAAAUCAAUCCUUAACCCAUCCAGAUUAUGUAUACAAAACUGUGAAGUUAAUAUACAAAUUGACUGAAAAAUAUGUUUAUCAAUCAAGGAGUGAUCCAUUAUAUGAAGAAAUCAUUAUAACAUGCGAUACAAUCCAUAACAAUUUGUUAUUGUUAGCUAAAUCAUUGAUAUAAUAAAUAGAAACCCUUCAAAAUCUGAAAUUAUCAUAUGAAAUUCUGAAGGCAUUACUAAAAGUUUUUUACAAUUUAAAUUUUUAAGUAAUUAAAUUAGUAAUUUAUAUAAUUUAGGACUUACAUCCUAAUUUUGAAGAUAACCUAUAAUCUUGGAUGGAAUUUAUGAAGGUUGUUCUUCGACUUUAGCCAGUUUAAGGUGUUGAAUAAUAUUUGUUUAAAUGUAAAGGUGAAGCACUUAGAUGUGUUCUAUUAUAUGCGAUGAAAUAUCGUGAUGAUUUUGGUGAUUUGAUUCAAGUAUUCUCUAGUGAAAUCUGGAAUGUUUGUACUUAAACUAGUUCUGGAAGAGAUAGUGAUAAAGUAAAUAUAUAAAUAAUUAUUAAUUUCAGAUUGUAUUAUGUGCUUUGAGAUAUUUCAAGACUUUAAUUGCUUGGUAAGAUAUGAAAGCCUUUUUUGAAUAAAAUAUAAAAGUCUUAAUAGAGAGUCUUAUUAUCAGGAAUUUAUCCUUAUCAAGUAAUAUAAAUGUAAUAUUAUUAAAUAGAGGAUGAAAUUGGAAUGUUUUAAGAUGAACCAUAAGAAUUUAUAGAGAAAUUUUUUGAAUAAAGUGAUUUAGAAUCUAGAAGGGCUUAAGCUGUUGAACUAUUCAAGACAGUUACUAAACAUUUCAAUUAGUAGGUCAAUCAAAUUAUUUAAGAAUAUCUGUAUAUAUUAAUAUAUAUAUAUUUUAGAUAAGCUUAUAUUUAAUCAGGAAUGAAUGGAGUUGAUAAUGAAAUCAUUCUUAUUAAUUUAAUUAUUGAAGCUAGUACCAGUUCAUUUACAUCAAAAGAUGGAACAAUUGAUAUCAUUUUAUCAUAAGAAAAUGUUCUUGGAUUUUAUACUCAUUGUUUAAAACCAAAAUUAGGAUAAAUAUUUGAAUUACAAUAAUAGAAUUAAUCAGUUGAAUCCAAAUUCACUCCUAUUUAAUUAGCAUUCUAUUGCAGAUAUUUAUUUUAUUUCAGAAAUGUUAUUGAUAAAGUUGAAUUGCCAACACUUGCUACAUUAGUAUCUAAAUUACAAUUAAGUAAGAAAACUACAUUAUCUAAUAUCGCUUGUUAUACAGCUUAUUCUUUAAUCAAUGUUAGAUAGGAUGUCAAAAAUUAUGCUAAUCAUUAAUUAUACUUUGAAAAUGUUAAUAUUUCUUAGUAUUUAUAAUUAAUUUUAACAGACUGUUAUAAUAAUAUUAAAUAAUAAUAAAAAUUAGAGACUUACAGUUUGAAACUUACUAAUUCAUUGAUUAAUCUAUUAAAGUAAGAAAUUUUUAAUGCUAUUCCUGCUUUAUGUAAUUUGUUACAAGAUUUAUUAAAGAACAUUAAAUUAGAAUAUGAAUUUUAAAAUGUUCAUUUAGUUUUUGAGAUAAUUGCAAGUGUCAUUGAUGUAUGCAUAAUUGCAAAAAAUUCUGAAGCUGCCAAUUAAUUAUAAUAGAGUAUUUUAAAUUAACUUGAUGAAUUAUUAAGAGAAAAUAAAGGUGAUGUUACUAAUUUUGUUUUACAAAUUUAUUCUCUCUUUUUAUAAGUUUAAACAAAUGCCACUUCAUACUAUUAAAAUCUAUUAUAGAAUUUUCUUGAAAUAUAAAAUUGGAAUGAAUCAAAUUCAUCUUUAUUUUAAGCUUAUAUUAUUUUCUUUUAAUUUGGAUUCUAAGGAACCAAUUUACCUAUACCAUAGUUAUAGGCAAUACUUAAAGCAAUAGUCUCACAUAGCACUCCAUCAUAUACAGAAUUAUCUAAAUUUUUAAUUAAAUCAAAUUAAUAAUGGACAAACAUAGUUUUAUCUAUUAUUUUUGAAUAAUACUAAAUAUAAUAAUAAUCUUAACCAUAGAUCUCUUCAAAAUCAAAGGCAACACAUUUGAGUUAAAGAUUAAUCAAUAAAGAAGUGUUUCUUUUAUUAGCUCAUGUCUUUACAACUUAUGGAGUGGAAGUUUUAGUUACUGAAUGUUCUAAGAUAUCAUCUUAAUUAUUAGAAAGCUUUUUAAUUAAUGAAUUAGGAAUUAUUAAAUCUAUUUCCUAAAGAAAUGAAAGAAAAUUAAUUUUUACUAUGUUAUCAACCAUACUAUUUAUAGGAUCGUAUAUUAUUCAUAUCAAAUUUUAGAUUGUUAAGUUAAUAAACCUGGAAUCUAGUUUUUUAGGCUAUGGUUGAAAAUAUUACACUCAAAAAAAGAAAUCCAUUAAAAUUUAUGGGUAGAGUCACUGAUAGAGAGGUAACCUCAAGUUCUGGAUUCUAACCAUUAAAACCUGUUAUUACUAGAAAUGUAUCCUUUUUUUAAUUAAAUUAAGGCUACUGAUAAAACAUUUAAUGAUGAAGAUAAAUUUUUUAGUGCCCAAUUCAAAACUUAUUAUAGUAAUCCUAUUGUAUAAUAGUAAUUACCUAUUCAAUAAUUAUUAAACCAAUAACAAUAAGAGUUAUUAAGUAAUUUAAUACAAUCUGUUUGA
Paramecium sonneborni is the source of this 3033-nucleotide messenger RNA. The record is from the annotation of a GenBank genome assembly. NCBI's taxonomy places the organism in Eukaryota, Ciliophora, Oligohymenophorea, Peniculida, Parameciidae.